Messenger RNA from Colletotrichum truncatum, 942 nucleotides. Lineage: Eukaryota; Fungi; Ascomycota; Sordariomycetes; Glomerellales; Glomerellaceae. The record is from RefSeq and is a predicted model, not a curated record.
AUGAAGUCCAUUGGCGUUUUCCCGGCUUCAGGUGGCCUGGGCGGUAGCACAUACGAAUACCUUCGCAAGCUUAUACCCAACGACCAAAUUAUUCUCAUCAACAGGUAUCCAGAGAAGGUUCCGAAAGAGCAUAUUGAGAACGGUGUCAGGGUUCGCAAAGCAUCAUAUGAGUCAAGUCCCUCUGACUUGGAAGCGGCCUUCGCUGGCAUCGAGGUACUCUUCCUCAUUUCUUACCCGAGCCAUGUGCACGACUACCGAAAGAAAGUACAACUACCAGCUAUUGAUGCAGCUCGCCGUGCAGGCGUAAAGCACAUAUUUUACAGCUCUCUCGCAUUCGCCGGCGAUUACCAAGACUCGUCAUUGGCAGAGGUGAUGCAGGCGCAUCUCGACUCAGAACGUCACCUUACUGAAGCGGCUGCUUCCGACCCAAGCUUCACAUUCACAUCCGUCCGUGAGGGUCUCUACUCAGAAUCAUACCCAAUCUACACCGCGUUCUUCGACAUAAACGCACCGGCUGAUGAGAUACUUAUCCCGCAUGACGGAUCGGGCCCAGGUGUCGCAUGGGUGAAGCGUGCGGAGUUGGGCGAAGCGACAGCGAAGCUGAUUGCUAAUUACUCAUGGGACCCGGAUCAGUUCCCGUACGUCAACAAAAAGAUCCUUCUUACUGGGCCUAAGGUUUGGUCACUUGAGGAGACGGUAAAAGUUCUCAGCCAAGUCGCUGGCAAAGAUGUUCGCAUUCGCCAGGUGGAGGUUGAUGAGUAUGUCAAGUUGCCGCAGGUACUCUCGGUAUUCGGGUCAAAAGACAAGGCGCGAACGUGGGCGACGGCUUGGGAGGCGAUUCGCGCGGGUGAGACUGCUGUCGUGACGGAGCAUCUGAGAGAUAUCAUUGGGCGUGAGCCAGAGCCUUUUGAUGUUACCAUCAGGCGCUUGAAGACGACGUGA